CCAAAAUGUAGCGGUGUGUUGUUCUCUAACCACGGAAGAAAAUAUAUCCAGUGUCCAUGUGUUUUUAGUUGUUAGUUUCGACAGCGCGUAGCCGACAUCCUGAUGUCUCCCCUAAUCCAUAUCAGUGAAUUAUUGCCGUGGUUUUUGGUGCGUGUUCAGUUUAUAAGGUGCUCGUUUAAAACCAAAUACAAGUAAUGUGAUGACUAUUGUUACACAUGUAUGUGUAUAUAGUACAUUGUAUGCUUAGCUUUUCAAUAUAUCACGAACUGUUUGUGCAUAUUCGUUCUUGUUUUGGACAGUUAAAACUCUGUUUUUGACAUUGGGCUAUUUAUCAAAAUGUCCAACCAGCGUCUUAUUAACAGGAAGAAGAGACAAUCAACUUUCAUUUCCUAUGGUAUUGUACUUAAUCAGAUAAAAACUGCUGAAUGAGUCAAAAAAAACAUGCUGCGUUGAAUUGCUUUUGAUGAUCUCCCAGAAAUCACAGGUUUGUUCUGCCUGGUAGGAUCCUCAGCAGACUCAAAUAUGUGGCGGAACAACCGGUUACUCCAAACCCCUAGUAAAGUUAUUCUAGCUUCCAUUCCACGUCCACGCUGCAUCACCACACCAACACUAACUAUUACAACGUUUAGCUAACUAGCUACUGUACAGGACCACCUAGCUGGCAAACUUUAUGUAGGUUUUCACCUCGCAAUAUUCACGAAUAGAAGUUUGAAGAAAUAUUUCUCAACAUGUUAAGUUUGAAGAAACGUCAGUCGAAGUCCCCGGGGGAAUCAGGCGUCCACGAAAAAGAGUUUUGUCCGAUUGAAGGCAGUGCGUUCACAAACCCAACUGGCAGCAUCUCCGGGGAGAACACAGUUGAACUGAAAAGAUCUAUAACUCUAUUGAAUGGUGUUGCUAUCAUCGUGGGUAGCGUCAUCGGUUCGGGGAUAUUCUUGACACCCAUCGGGGUAGUGAAGGAAGCUGGUUCUGUCGGACUGUCGUUGAUCAUUUGGGCAGUCUGUGGGUUGUUCUCGACAGUGGGGGCCCUGUGCUAUGCUGAAUUAGGGACCACCAUCUCCAAAUCUGGUGGAGAUUAUGCCUACAUUCUUGAGGUCUAUGGGUCUCUUCCUGCAUUCCUAAAACUCUGGAUAGAACUGCUGAUCAUCCGCCCUUCUUCUCAGUACAUCGUUUCUUAUGUAUUUGCUACUUAUUUACUCAAACCCGUCUUCCCGUGCUCUCCAGUACCAGAGCGUGUAGCUAAAUUGAUCGCCUGCCAGUGUAUAUUGCUCUUGACAGCAGUAAACUGCUGGAGUGUGAAGGCUGCCACACGGGUCCAGGAUGUCUUCACUGCAGCCAAGCUCCUCGCUCUGGUGCUCAUCAUCAUCCUCGGCUUUGUGCAGAUUGGCAGAGGAGGGACGGAGCGUCUUUGGCCAGAGAACGCAUUCGAAGGGACAAGGACGGACGUUGGCAGCUUUGGGUUGGCCCUGUACAGUGGCCUGUUUGCCUACGGAGGCUGGAAUAAUUUAAAUUUAGUCACAGAAGAGAUGAUUCAGCCGCACAAGAACCUGCCGCGUGCCAUCAUGCUCUCCCUGCCCGUGGUGACGGUGGUGUAUGUCCUUACUAACCUGGCCUACUUCACCACCAUCAGCCCUGAGGAGAUGGUGGCUUCAGAGGCCGUGGCAGUGGACUUUGGUAACUUCCACCUGGGUGUCAUGUCCUGGAUCAUCCCUGUGUUUGUGGGACUGUCCUGUUUCGGCUCCGUCAACGGAUCUCUCUUCACUUCCUCCAGGUUGUUUUUGGUCGGGUCACGAGAAGGUCACCUGCCCAUUCUGUUGUCCAUGAUCCACCCGAUCCUGCUCACCCCUCAGCCUUCACUCAUCUUCACCUGCAUUAUGACGUUGCUGUAUGCAUUAUCCAGCGACAUCUUCUCUAUCAUCAACUUCUUCAGCUUUUUCGACUGGCUCUGCGUCUCCACGGCCAUCAUCGGCAUGAUGUGGCUGCGAUACAGGAGACCUGAACUGGAGCGACCCAUCAAGGUGAAUCUCCUACUCCCGGUGAGUUUCGUGGUAGCGUCUGUUUUCCUCAUUGUGGUGUCAUUUUGGAAGACGCCCGUGGAGUGUGGCAUCGGCUUCGGUAUCAUCGCCACUGGAGUACCCGUCUAUUUCUUUGGUGUUUGGUGGAAGAAAAAACCCAGCUGGAUCAUCAAUGGCAUCAGCUUGUUGACCGUGUUCUGUCAGAAGCUUCUCAACGUGGUUCCUCAGGACUCAUGAACUCAACCUAUUCUCCACUGCAACCCAAGCCGCUGUACCACCACUGAAGCAGUACUGGACGGUUAAUGUGUGUUCAUCUCAGGCUGAUCACUCUGAAUACUCUCUAACCUUUGACCCCUAACCUUGAUUAAGGAGUCAGUGGGGAUGGGGGUGGGUUUAUUGUGUCCAGAAGGAAGGGGUGGGGGACCAGCUAGUAAGUAGGCCUAACUAUUUGGCUGUUUACACAGAAAACCCACCUUGCUGUCUUUUCUUUACAUUUUCAAACUGUCUUUUCAGUAUCUUGUCUUUGUUUAUAUUUCUUCCUAUAUUUAAAUAGCAGUUAUGUAGACUGUGUUUUUCUUAUUUUAACAGUGUCUUUAAAUGUUAAACUGGGGAGUUCUAGAGGUGUACUUAGCAGGGUUAGGCUCAAUUUCAAUUCCAUUCAGAAAGUAAACCAAAUUCCACAUUUUCCUAAUUGAAAUGCAUUGAAGAGAAUAUUAAUUUCAUUGUAGUUCCUGAAUUGAAAUGGAAUUGACCCCAGCCCUGAUACUGUUCCCCAUGCGCCGAAGACGUGGAUGUCGAUUAAGGCAGCCUCUGAUUCAGAGGGUUUGGGUUAAAUGCGGAAGACACCAUUUCAGUUGAAUACAUUCAGUUGGACAACUGACUAGAUAUCCCCCCCUUUCCUUUCCCUUUUAUUUACAUAACUGGUAGUAUGAAGGCAUGAUAUUUGGUCCUGAAGAAGUUCGUUCUUUAGGAAGUGCACAUCUCGGAAGGUAAAAUAGUUACUAGAAUUCAGAAUUGUAAGUCGGUGUUCUAGAGUCCCCAGGCUCCAUUCCUACAGAGAGAGACAGGAGGAGAGAGAGAGAGACAGGAGGAGAGAGAGACAGGAGGUGAGAGGAGAGACAGACAGGAGGAGAGAGGAGAGAGAGAGACAGGAGGAGAGAGAGAGACAGGAGGAGAGAGAGAGAGAG
Molecule: messenger RNA, 3199 nt
Organism: Salmo salar (Atlantic salmon)
Lineage: Eukaryota; Metazoa; Chordata; Actinopteri; Salmoniformes; Salmonidae
Source: RefSeq, a predicted model, not a curated record